AUGAAGCCCAAUCCGUUCGCUUCCAGUAAACAAUUCAACUCCAUCGCGACUCUUUCUCGCGAGCUACCAUUUUGGAAUGCCAAUGACCGGCCUGGUAUAUUGAGCGAUGCGGAUCCUGUGCGGAACGACUCUGGCCUCGUACCUGUACAGUGCCCUCUAAGAACAGAAGACCGACGCAACACCAUCGGUACCCCAGCGCAAGAGCCACGCAGAGGCAGUAAGGGUAACAGGCCGUUCUAUCUCCACAUGGUCGCCACCCACCUCAUCGUCUUCAACUCCUUCGGCCUCAUACAAUCCUCCGUCACCCUCUCCGCGCCUUACACCACUCACCUCCACAAACCCCCAUCUGCAAUAUCUUGGGUCGGAAGCACAUCUAUCUUCCUCACGUACACGCUUGCGCCUCUCUCCACUCACCUCCAGCGCUACACAUCACACGAGCACCUCUUGCUCUUCGGGGCCGCGUGUCAGACGACUGGUCUGGCAAUCGCAGGGUGGAGUCGCACGCCCAGCGUAACGCUGCUGUUUCAAGGCGUGCUGGUCGGCAUGGGACAUGGCGUGACGUUUGGCCCGGGGGUGGCGCGGCUGGCGAAAGAGCUGGGGGCCAGCAGGUGGAAGAUGACGGCGCUGAGCGUCGCGGGAUGCGGUGCUGCGACCGGAGGGAUGGCGUUCGCUGCGCUUGCUCGGUGGGCUAUGCAUCAUGUGGGACUUGGCUGCACACUGUGUGUCCUGGGUGGUGUUGUGGGUGCGAAUGCGGUCGUCGUGCAGGUGUUGUUGAGGUGGAGACCCAGUGAGAGAGAAGCAGUCAUCGACACACCAUCCCGUCAGAGAGGGCAGUGCGGGAAAAAGAUCUGGUUGACGAUGCGAGUGCUGAAGGAGUGGAGCUUUGCGCUUCGCAUCGUAGCCGUCUUCUUCGUCUUCGCUGGCCUUUGGAUACCGUACUUCUACAUCUGCACCUUCGCCGUCGAUGCCCUGCACUUGGAACCUCCACAGUCCUUUGCCGUUUUCAUGAUACUCAAUGCUGCGGGUACUUGUGGACGCAUAGUUCCGGCUUUACUUUCCGACACUGUGCUCGGAACCGUAAACACUUACAUCGUAGUUCUGUUGUUGACGAGCACGACUUUGCUGUGCUGGCCUCUGGUGAGCGCGAGUGCAAGUAUGUUCGUCUGGGCAGGUGCUUAUGGGUUUUGCGCGGGGGGAGCUGUGUCGUUGGUACAGGCUGGAGCCAUCAGCCUGUGUGGCGGAGAAGAAGAAGCGGAGAGCAUUCUUGGUGUUGUCUUUGGUGUUGCAGGUGUUGCGAGCUUGGUGGGUGCACCAGUAGGCGGAGAGCUGAUCAAGGCAGGUGAAAAGUUGUUUGGUGGCAGUGGUAAAUCGUAUCUGCUGUUACAGAUGUGCACUGCGGGACUGAUGCUGCUGGGUUGUGCUGCUUCGAUUGUAGCAAGAGUAACAAAAACAGGCUGGAAGGUUCUUGUGAAGAUUUGA
Molecule: messenger RNA, 1479 nt
Organism: Ascochyta rabiei
Lineage: Eukaryota; Fungi; Ascomycota; Dothideomycetes; Pleosporales; Didymellaceae
Exons: 1
Coding region: 1-1479 (492 amino acids)
Biological process (GO): transmembrane transport
Cellular component (GO): fungal-type vacuole membrane
Molecular function (GO): transmembrane transporter activity
Source: RefSeq, a predicted model, not a curated record